AUGGCUACUAAGGAGCGCAUACCCGCUUGCCGCAUCCGGACAAGGUGUCUCAUCAUUUCAGACACGCAUGGAAUGCAGCUGCCAGUCGACAUACACACGCCUGUCGACGUAGCUAUUCACUGCGGCGAUCUGACGCAACAUUCAAGAUUGGACGAAUUUCAAUCCGCCAUCGAGCUUAUUGAGAAAUUAAAUGCCCCUCUAAAGAUUGUUAUUGCUGGGAAUCACGAUUUCUCGCUAGACAUACCUGUUUUUAAACAAAAGAUCUUGGAAGCAAACAGACUUUCACUGGAACCUCUGGAUAACGUGACCAUAAGAAAGGAAUAUGGCGACUACGGCACAGCCCGACAGAUGCUGCAGGAGUCUAGAAAAAAAGGUAUCAUCUUCGUUGACGAAGGUUCGCAUCGGUUUUCCCUUCAAAAUGGUGCUCUUUUGAGUAUCUAUGCAAGCCCAUAUACGCCAUCAACAGCAUCAUCCUCCGGCUGGGGCUUUCAAUACAGCGGCAUCCACAAUUUUGAAAUCGAAAACGGGAUCGACAUUGUUGUUACCCAUGCUCAACCACGAAUUCACUGCUUCGGACAUGCUCAUGAUGGAUGGGGCGCAAAGAUGGUAGCUUGGAGACCUCAAAUAUCCGACAUGCCGUCCCACUUCACCGAUAUAGACAACGAUAAGUCCUAUGUCAUCGAGAAUAUGAUCAGCCUAAAUGGAUCCAAAUUCGAAUCAGCGGAAGAGAUGAAGGCAAGAGAAGAUAGGAUGAACGGCUGUAAAGAGCGCGGAUACUGUGAACAAGAAUGGACUGACUAUAACACGCUCGGAAUGACCUUGUUUGUCAAUGCUGCUGUGUCUGGCAAUAAUGGCUCAAAUCAAUUACCGUGGGUUGUGGAUAUUGAAUUGCCACUCAAUAGUUGA
Molecule: messenger RNA, 906 nt
Organism: Trichoderma breve
Lineage: Eukaryota; Fungi; Ascomycota; Sordariomycetes; Hypocreales; Hypocreaceae
Product: calcineurin-like phosphoesterase domain-containing protein
Exons: 2
Coding region: 1-906 (301 amino acids)
Molecular function (GO): hydrolase activity
Source: RefSeq, a predicted model, not a curated record